Messenger RNA from Dunckerocampus dactyliophorus (ringed pipefish), 2097 nucleotides. RefSeq names its product RUN domain-containing protein 3A-like. The coding region runs from base 239 to 1525 and encodes 428 amino acids. Gene Ontology annotation, cellular component: cytosol. The record is from RefSeq and is a predicted model, not a curated record. Lineage: Eukaryota; Metazoa; Chordata; Actinopteri; Syngnathiformes; Syngnathidae. The transcript is spliced from 12 exons.
UAUUGUGGCAGCUAAAAUGAAGAACUACUGCAUUUUUCUUGCGUAAUGAUACAGCGCCUCACGCCACUACAGAGAGGUAGUGAGCCCAAUUCAAAACAAUGUGAUAGGACACCAAUCUGUACUGACUGGGAAACAAGAACAAGCAUAUCAUCAACUACGAAUAAACAACCAAAUUAUCUUGUGUGAAUGAGGAGGAGGAGGGCAGGUGGCAGGCAGGGAGAGGUCCUUUGGUGAUCGGAUGGAGCCCGUCUGUGUGGCCAUGGGUGAUGUGUCGAAAAACCCAUCCUCUCGGAGCGUGGCUGUAGAGAGGAAGAACCUCAUCACCGUGUGCAGGUUUUCGGUUAAGACGCUCUUAGAGAAAUACACGGCUGAGCCCAUUGAUGACUCAUCAGAGGAGUUCAUCAAUUUUGCGGCCAUCUUGGAGCACAUCCUCAGCCACCGCUUUAAAGGCUGUGGAAGCUGGUUCGAUGGCCAAAGAAGUUUCUGGGACUUCAUCCGACUGACUUGUGCCAAAGUGCCCAACAGCUGCAUUCACAGCAUCGAGAGCAUGGAAAAUAUCAGCCCCUCACGAGCUAAAGGCCGAGCCUGGAUGAGAGUUGCCCUGAUGGAGAAGAGGUUGUCGGAAUACGUCUCGACUGCAUUGAGGGACACCAGGACCACAAGGCGGUUCUAUGCAGAGGGCGCCAUCAUGCUAAGAGAAGAAGCCACCGUGCUAACUGGGAUGCUAAUAGGCCUCGGAGCUAUAGACUUUAGUUUCUGUCUUAAAGGGGAAGCCUUGGAUGGCAAAUCCUCUGCAGUUGUUGACUACACGCCAUAUUUGAAAUUUACUCAAAGCUACGAUUACGUGAGUGACGAUGACGAUGACAGGCGGAGCAUCAACAGCAGCACGAGCGAUGACAGCGCCCCCGAGCAUCCGUACGUCCCCCUAGUCCCCGAUGAGGAGAGCUGGAGCACCAAGUGUCGCAAGAUGGAGCAGAGGUUCAAGAUUGUCAAUGCGCAGAAGAGUUACUUAGAGGAGCUGGUGCAUCUGCGUGAGUCUCAGCUGAAGAACACUGAGGCGGAGAACAAGAGGCUCAAAGCCCACCUAGAAGCGCUCCACGGCCAGAGCCAGCAGGAGAAGAAGGAGCUGGAGGACGUCGUCCUGGAGCUUCAGGAGCAACUAACAAGUUUGAUUCCAUGCGAUACCAGCCACUUGGCCAAAGACCUAGCCAUCCCCUUAGUGAACCAAUGGCCUCUACUUGAGCCCUACAGCAGCCAGGAUGAUGUCAAGCUCUUCCGCAGGAGGAGUUUUUCCAGCACAGAGCUGCUUUCAGUGGAGAUCAGCCUGGAUUCAGACCCCCCAAGGAUGGAAGGGAAGCAGAACGGAGGCGCCUGGUGCACAGAAAAGGCCUACACCCCCUCCCUGAUGGGACUUUGUGGCUCCUUAGGUUCCUUUCCUAGCUGCAAGUCUCUCUCAAGCCUCAAGUCCAGUGAGUGCCUGGUGAACAUCAGCACUGACAACAGUCCUGCACUCUCUCCCAGCUAGGGGGCGCCAAAGCCAACACUUUACAGAUAAUACAGCUUGAAACAAAAAACCUCCAUUAUCUGGAUGGACGCUCUUCUUUUGGCCCCUCUUCCUUUCUACACUCCAAACAUGUCUUUACUUUGUCUUUGUGAAAGAGUCCAAAACAAGCUGUUGUACUGCCUCUCAUUAUCAUACAUAUGUCUUCAAUGUCCAUGGUCAAAUGGACACUAUUGUUGUCUACAUACACUUCUUAUCAUCUUUCCACUUUAUCUCUUUAUUUUGACAGUUGCAUAAUAGUAGCAGUGCAGGAUAGAUGAGCUGGUCAAACCGAUAAAGUACUGCGAUGAUGUCAAACAAAACAAUAUACUUCCUUGAGAGUUUAGUUUUGAUUACUAAUGAAAGGUGAAGGAUGAAUGUUUACACGUGAAUGUCCAAAGUGUGUGUAUCCUCAUUGUUUAACCUGCUCGUUUUUUUAUUAGAUUGGAUUUUAUUACACUAUUAUCAAUUUAUUUAACGGGUCAGCAUCAUGCAGUCCUGUAAUUGUUGUAGCGAAAGCUAUUAGGGGAUGUCUUGACGUAUUUAAAUGCAAUAAA